AACUGAGUUGCACUUGGAGCUGUUGUAGUCGCUUACCUAUCGCUAAAUACUUAAGGAAAUGGCAGAAGCGAUGGCAAGUAACCAGGACAUUUUCAUGUGUCCAGUUUGUUUAGAUCUUCUGAAGCACCCUGUGACUCUCAACUGUGGACACAAUUUCUGUUUGGAUUGUAUUGAGGCUUGUUGGGAUAAGGAAGACGAGAAGGGCGUUUACAGCUGUCCUCAGUGCAGAGAGACUUUCACCCCGAGACCUGUUUUAAAGAAGAAUCAUGUUUUCUCUGAGCUUGUGGAUCAAAUGAGGAAGAGCAGAAUACAAACUGCAACUCCUGUUGAAUGUGCUGCUGGACCUGGAGAUGUGGUCUGCGACGUCUGUAAAGGGAGAAAACUCAAAGCUGUCAAGUCCUGUCUGGAGUGUUUGGUAUCUUACUGUGACACUCAUUUGAAAGUUCAUGAUGAAGUUAAUCCAGGUAGAAAUCACACCAUGAUCGAUGCCACGGGCCAGCUACAGGAGAGGUUCUGUCCCAAACACAAAAAGGCUUUGGAAAUAUUCUGCCGCACCGACCAGAGUUGCAUCUGCUAUCUGUGUAUGAUGGACGAUCAUAAAGGCCAUGACACGAUCACGGCUAGGGCAGAGUGGUGUCAUAAAAAGGAGGGGUUGGGGCAGAGCCAGAGGAGAUGCCAGCAGAUAAUCCAGUUGAAGGAGAAGGAGCUGCAGGAGCUGAGGAAGGCUGUGGAGACUCUCAAGUCUGGUGCACAGACAGCAGUGAAGGAGAGUGAGAGGAUGUUUACUGAGAUGAUCCGCUCCAUUGAGAGAAGGUGCUCUGAGGUGACAGAGCUGAUCAGAGCUCAGGAGAAGGCUGAGGUGAGUCGAGCUGAAGGACUUCUGAAGCGACUGGAGCAGGAGAUUGCUGAACUGAAGAGGACAGAUGCUGAGAUGAAGCAGCUUUCACUGACACAAGAUCCCAUUCAUUAUCUCAAGAACAUUGUGUCCAUCACUGGGAGGCCUUACAGCACAAUUUCCACCAGUGUGACCUUCAGCCAAAGCUUCUCCUUGGAGCCCCUGAAGGAAUCUGUGUCUGCAUUGAAGAUGCAACUGGAGGAGAAAUUAGAUUCCGUCUUCAACCAGGAAAUAGUCAAGAUAUCUGCAGCAGCUAUGAUAAAUGUCCAGAUCAUCCAGAGCAUACAGUUGUUCUAUGGCCAGGCUUUUAUUGCUGAACCAGUGAUGAGAGAGGAUUUCUUGCAGCAUUCCUGUCACUUCACUCUGGAUCCAAACACAGCACACAUAGACCUCCAUCUGUCUGAGGGGAACAGAAGGGUGGAGUAUAGAUCUGGGGCCCAGUCAUAUCCUGAUCAUCCAGACAGAUUUGAUGGGUGGUGUCAGGUGCUGUGUAGAGAGGGUGUGUCUGCACGCUGCUACUGGGAGGUGGAGUGGAGUGGACAGUGGGUUGGUAUAGCAGUGUCAUAUAAAAGCAUCAGCAGGAAAGGAGGGGGUAAGGAGUGUGGAUUUGGAUAUAAUGAUCAGUCCUGGAGUCUGCUCCUCUACCCCUCCAGCUCCUUUUUCUUGCACAAUAAUGAACAGACUGAACUCCCUCUAGUGGCCAGCUCCAGAAUAGGAGUGUAUGUGGAUCACAGGGCAGGAACUCUGGCCUUCUACAGCAUCUCUGGAGACACAAUGACCCUCCUGCACAGAGUCAACACCACAUUCACACACACACUCUACACUGGUUUUAGGUUAUAUAAGGGAACAUCAGUGAAGCUGUUGUGA
Messenger RNA from Engraulis encrasicolus (European anchovy), 1762 nucleotides. Its product is annotated as tripartite motif-containing protein 16-like. The transcript has 7 exons. NCBI's taxonomy places the organism in Eukaryota, Metazoa, Chordata, Actinopteri, Clupeiformes, Engraulidae. The record is from RefSeq and is a predicted model, not a curated record. Gene Ontology annotation, molecular function: zinc ion binding; protein binding. The coding region runs from base 59 to 1762 and encodes 567 amino acids.